This is a messenger RNA of Cyprinodon tularosa, 1349 nucleotides long. RefSeq names its product vesicle transport through interaction with t-SNAREs 1B (gene vti1b). The record is from RefSeq and is a predicted model, not a curated record. The coding region runs from base 147 to 833 and encodes 228 amino acids. NCBI's taxonomy places the organism in Eukaryota, Metazoa, Chordata, Actinopteri, Cyprinodontiformes, Cyprinodontidae. Gene Ontology annotation, cellular component: late endosome membrane; Golgi apparatus; endoplasmic reticulum membrane. Gene Ontology annotation, molecular function: SNARE binding; SNAP receptor activity. Gene Ontology annotation, biological process: intracellular protein transport; regulation of protein localization to plasma membrane; Golgi to vacuole transport. The transcript has 6 exons.
GGACCUUCAUGCGGAAGUCUCGGGGUUCUUAUUAUUACCAAAGCAGAACUAGCAUAUUUUCCUAAACUUCUAAACCUAAUUGUUAUUUUUCUCUUUGAAAAAAGAAAAAAGUUUAUUGAUUCUGACAGCCUACUGAUUAGUUGAAUAUGUCGUCGGAGGAAUUUGAGAAGUUGCACGAGAUGUACAGGUCGCUGUAUGAUGAGCUGAAGCUAAUACCAGACAGAGCCCUGAAAAGCCACGGAGAGGAGAGGAAGAGGCUUGUGAGGACAUUUGAUGAGAGGCAGGGGGAGGCCGAGGAAGUGUUACAAGGAAUGGAAGAGGAGCUGCGUGGUGCCCCUUCUUCAUACAGAAAUGCAAUGGGUGCCAAGCUGCGCCUUUACCGCAGAGAUCUCGGCAAGUUGCAGAGGGACAUGAAAAACUCUACACCUGGGUUCAGCACCUCCUCUCAAACAGUACAGGGAAGCCAUCAGAGCGUUUAUUCAUCACAAAAUCAACAAAGUACACACUUGCAGUCCCAGAGAACUCUUCUACUCCAGGGAACAGAGUACCUGAACAAUGCCAGCCAGAGUAUUGAGCGCAGUCAGCGCAUCGCUGCAGAGACGGAUCAGAUCGGCACAGAUAUCACUGAGGAGCUGGGGGAGCAGAGGGAGCAGCUGGACCGAACCAGAUACAGACUGGAAAAUACAGGAGAGAACCUGAGCAAAAGCAGAAAAGUUCUUCGUGCCAUGUCACGACGGUUGAUGACAAACAAGCUGUUGUUGGGUGUCAUCAUUUUAAUGGAACUAGCCAUUCUGGGCGCUGUGAUUUACCUGAAGUUCUUCCGAAAAAAAUGAAGAAGACAUCAUCUCCAUACAGGGCGAGCUCUGAAUCAAGAGCAAAGCCUUGGGGACUUUCUACCACUUUCCUUUUCAGCUAUCCAGUGGCAAUAAUCCUCUGUUGUUCCUGUCACUGCAUUGAUGCAGUGACCUUUUUCUAGUAUAGGGUUUAUGUUCAUGAGUUAGUGGGACAAGGAUGGCAAAUAACUAACGCUGUUAAUGGACCAGAACCACAGAAAUGCUCUAAACUUGCAUUUGAAAUCUUUAAGCUGCUUGUUGAUGCCUGUGAUGUCCUGCACGAUGAUGAAGAAAAGGAGGAGGAUGAUCUGGAUAUGUAAGCCACAAAUGAUGAAAAUGAAUAUUAACAUAGAAACCAUGAACUGACACCAGCUGAAUCUGUUUUGUAGCAUUGACCUGAAUGUGAACUCUGGAAAGAAAUCCUGCUUUAUUCUUUGAUCAAAUACACAUCUAAUCACUGUACUCUCAGGAGCCCUUAUUUAAAAGUAUUAAUGUUAAUAAAACAGUUUGAGCUCA